GGGCGGGGCAGACCUCGUGACAACUUAACAACGCGUCUCUCUUUUCGAUGCUGAUGAGCUCUACCUGGACGUUGGACAGCUUGAGGGAGCGUCGACUACCCCACACGGUAUGUCUCUGAGACACGUUCUGCUUUCGUGUGCCAAAGUCCGCCUGGGUAUUGCCGCUCUGAGUUUCGUCGGUUUCGUGGUGUUUCUGGUCGUGUGUCUCCGACCGCCGCCGUCUAUGUUGAUCCCGAACCUCCCGCACACCGGCCAUAAGCUCUCUGUUGUCAUUCUGCCCACAACCGCCGCUACAUCGGAGACCAAUCUCUCCCGCCUCGUGCUGCAGGCCAGCCUCCCUAUUCUCGCUGCUCACCUGGAGACAGAGUUCAUAGUGGUGGCCCGACCGGGGAAGAAGGUGGAGGAGGCGGUGAAGCCACUGAGGGAGAAGGGGAGCCACGUGGAGCUGGUGUCUCCACAGCCGCUGCCCAUGCACACUCUCAGCCAGGCCUUCAACAAAGCCCACUUCAGUCAGAUACUAGUGUAUGGUGACGAUAGAGUUCCCAUGCAGCAAGUGAUAUCGGAGCUGGUCCAGCCAGUUAUUGGAGGGAAAGUGGACAUGGCCAUGGCAGAAUACAGCGACAAGUCCUCCCUCCUCUCUCUCCUCUCCUACCCCAUCGCUGGUCACCUGGCCUCCAGCUCAAACUCUACACUCUUCUCUCUUCACACUGCAGUCUGGCAGAAAGAUUGUCACGAUGUGUCCCUGACUGCCUCCAGCCCAAGUCUGGAGCUCCUGGCCAAGUGUGACUUGGACAGUUUCUCUUCUCUUGCCCUCCAUCUCCCCAGUCUCCACCAAGACCACCUCAGAAUACUUGCACAGGUUCAUCUCCUCUACUGGCAGCUGCACCCCAUCUGGUGCUCUCUUCUCUCUCUCGUGGUGGGGGUGAUAGUCCUAACGACGGUGUGGCAGGCGUGGAGAAAGAACUCUGUCGCUUCAAAGAAACAACCCUCGCGGACACUACAUGCUAUUAUAGCUUGAAAUCUUCACCAUCAUUUUAGAGUCAUCUUUAUUUCCUUGUUUAUUGUCACGUGUGUGUGUGUGAGGUAAAGCAAACCUCUUGACGCAGUGCCCCUCCAUCUUGCGCAACGACCUACCAUACAGCACCACAGUAUACAGUACCACAGUAUACAGUACUACGUCAGUAUAAAUCUCGAUGAUAGAGCACCAUAGCAAGAGUCACAAUACAGUCUCAUUGUUGGUCCGCGACGGUAGCUAGUAUUCCUGACUCGGAGCACAGUCUAUUGAGACAGCCGUCGCUCUCUCCCAUCCCUCGAAUGAACCCUGAGACGACAAGGUGUUUCAGGUUGCCGUUCAUUCGCCCCGUCUUUUCGUCCACCUCAGCGAUGGCUAUCUGGACGCUGGCGUGGUCCUUGGCGCCGACGAUCCGCCCACUUGCCGAGCACUUUCUUGGUAUGUACGUGUCUACCACCUCUCCACUCUCGUUCUGCAUCUUUCCCCAGGUCCUGUGGGUGUCGUGGCGGCGUGUGUCCUUCGUUUUUGUGCGCAUG
Messenger RNA from Geodia barretti, 1548 nucleotides. The record is from the annotation of a GenBank genome assembly. Lineage: Eukaryota; Metazoa; Porifera; Demospongiae; Tetractinellida; Geodiidae.